AUGAUGCAUGCAUGUUCCCUUGUAUUUGUCUUUCAUCUGCUCUCCAUUUCUGCGGCUAUGGAGAGCGGCAUCGUGGGUGGUAGGGUUGCAAAGCCUCAUUCUAGACCCUACAUGGCAUCACUGCAGGUCGGUGGAAACCAUACAUGUGGUGGGAUACUUAUUCGGGAGGACUUCGUCCUAACUGCAGCACACUGUAAACCGGGUGUCAGACCUCAGCAAUUGACGGUGGUACUUGGAGCACAUGACAUAACCAAGAAAGAGAAAAGUCAGCAAAGGAUUCAAGUGAAGUACCAUCCACAUCCGAAAUACAAUGGACAAUACGAUUAUGACAUCAUGCUACUUGAGUUAAAAAAGAAUGCCACACUUAAUAAGUAUGUGAAGCCCAUUGGACUACCUAAGAAAGAUGGGAAAAUUCCAGCCAACAUCCAGUGUGCUGUUGCAGGCUGGGGCCUAACUGGAGACACAAGACAUCGAUCACCUGUUCUGAGGGAGGCCACGGAGAAGUUGCAAUUCAGCUUUGAGUGCAAAAAUAUAUGGAGAGAAUACUUCAGUGCUGAUCACAUGAUAUGCACCACAUUUACCAAAAAGAAGGGAGGGGUUUGCCAGGGUGAUUCUGGUGGACCACUUAUCUGCAAUACCAAGCCACACGGAAUAACAGCUUUCACCUUCAGAGAUGAUUGUAAUAAUCCCAAGUAUCCUCAUGUCUUCACGAAAGUCCACGCCUUUCUACCGUGGAUUAAGAAAGUGAUGCAGGGAUUGGGGGAUUCUGAAUGAGCCAGAGCUGCUAUUCAGAGGCU
Messenger RNA from Scomber scombrus (Atlantic mackerel), 797 nucleotides. RefSeq names its product granzyme B-like. Gene Ontology annotation, molecular function: serine-type endopeptidase activity. The coding region runs from base 1 to 774 and encodes 257 amino acids. The record is from RefSeq and is a predicted model, not a curated record. NCBI's taxonomy places the organism in Eukaryota, Metazoa, Chordata, Actinopteri, Scombriformes, Scombridae. The transcript has 5 exons. Gene Ontology annotation, biological process: proteolysis.